This is a messenger RNA of Porites evermanni, 1032 nucleotides long. NCBI's taxonomy places the organism in Eukaryota, Metazoa, Cnidaria, Anthozoa, Scleractinia, Poritidae. The record is from the annotation of a GenBank genome assembly.
AUGGGGGAAAACUACCUUCAAGGAACAUGUAUUUUUGUGAAGGUCAUGGAUUUUAGCAUGGAGGAAACUCGACUUGUCUACGUUUCCAACGUAAUAACCUGUAUUUUCAACGCCUGCUUUGCCCUAUCAGCAAUUACUGGCAAUCUACUAGUUCUGUUUGCAAUAUGGAAAACGCAGCUGAAGCUUUCCCCUUCUAACAUCCUUCUAUCCACCCUUGCCUUCGCUGAUCUUCAAGUUGGCCUGAUAGUUCAAACGAGUUUCGUCGGCCAUAAACUUGCAGAGAUUUCCGGAACCGGCGACUUGGCAUGUUACGCACGCUUUGUUAACAUCGUUUUUGGCUACGCCACAACGGCUGUUUCAUUACUCACGUUGACGGGGAUUGCGAUUGAACGAUUUUUGGCGCUCUACUUUCACCUUCGAUAUAACGAAGUUAUAACAAAAAAGCGCAUUCUUAUAACCGCUGGCGUUUUCUGGGUGUUAGCAUUCGUUGUGACUUCUGUUUAUUUCCUGCAAAAAAAUGUUUUCGGUGCAAUAGUGAUUACUUCCGAGUUAGCAUCCAUCGUAAUAACCUCUGUGUCGUAUAUCAAGAUUUAUAAAAUCGUCAGACGACAUGAACGUGAAAUAAAUUUACAACGAAGAGUAUCGGUCGAUCCCAAAGCUCAAAUUGAGUUGAAUAUGAAGAAAUAUCAGCGAUCUACUUUUACAAUGGUUAUAGUGUUCAUGCUCUCCUUCGUGUGUUACGUGCCGUACUCUGGUGUCAUGGUCGCCAAACUUAAGUAUGGCUUUACAGCUAAAGUAAAAGUUGCGAUUGACAUUUUUUCGACUGUAGUAUGUAUCAACAGCUCACUGAAUCCCUUGAUAUAUUGUUGGCGGAUAAGAGAAGUCAAGCUAGCUGUGUGGGCAGUGGUUAAGCGCAACAGUGCUGUAUCCCCCGUGCAGAAUGAACAAAGCAUGCUGACUCGCGCUCCAGCGACGAUGCAUCUGCGAAAAAGUUUGAAAAAAAGAAACACGCCGCACCCGAAAAAAAUAUGA